Molecule: messenger RNA, 2017 nt
Organism: Malaya genurostris
Lineage: Eukaryota; Metazoa; Arthropoda; Insecta; Diptera; Culicidae
Exons: 1
Coding region: 92-1945 (617 amino acids)
Biological process (GO): regulation of cilium assembly
Cellular component (GO): centrosome
Source: RefSeq, a predicted model, not a curated record
AGCAGCAAGCGGUGAUUUCCGCCGGUGAUCCGUCAUUAUUUAUUUCGCUAGCUGAGCCUUGGGCAAACGUAACAAAAUCUGUCGGGAAAGGAUGAAUGUUCAAAAUUCUCCCACACCUUCGGUCCAAGAGAAUGUCCUGGGAUUGGUGGAUAGCAUCAUACGUCAUGUUCCGGAAGCAAGUACUCAAAUCGACAAUACGGCAAUUCUGUCAUCUACCAAUGCCGAAAUGACCGACCAGCCAGGCAAGACGGAAAACCGAAGGAUAUUGAAAAUGAAACAGCAGCUUGCGAAACAGAAUAACUUCAUCAGCGAGUUGAAGAAGAAGAUACAAACGCUGGCAGGUCUCACGUCCAAGUCGAUUUCGGACCAUGAAGAACUUGCGUUUCUCCGAAGCAGACUGGAUAAAGAGAAUGAACUGCUGAAGAAUCUACUGAAAGCCAUCAUUGAGGAGCAGAAAAAAGAUAAAACUCAAACGUGGGAACCGAUCGCGUUGUGCAGUGAUCCGCUGGACGAUGUUUGCCGAAACCCUUGGAUGCUGGGAAACGUUGCGACUCCCGGUCAACGAUUUUCAUUCGAUUCCAAUUUAUCGUCGCUUAGUUCCAAGGAGCCAAUAGACCAUGAGGCUGAGUCCGGUGGAAUGAACGAAAGAUUACACAAGGAACUGAUGAAUCGAGAUCGUGUCAUUGAAAUUUUGCAGAACCGUGUUGAUGCGUUAACUGCCGAUGUGCUGCAGGUAAAACGGGAUAACGUCACCGUGCUGAGUAAGGCUCCGAAAGGUUCUAAAUUUUGCGAAGCCGAUAUGAUGAGCCGACUACGAUUUUACAAGAAUAACACGGAUGCUUUGGAACGGAAUCUGAGUCAAAUGGGUGCUGCAUUGAAUGUCAUACGUUCGGAACUGGGCACUCACCUCUCCGAUGAUCCCAAAGAACCAAUAUGUAACAGUACUUUCAUCGAUCCGAGCGUUGUAAACAAAAUUAUAGACGAAGGUAGAAAAACGUCAGUAUCUCCGAAACCCGAUGAAGACCAGUACAAUAUCCUACUGAAGGAGCUUGUCAGAAAAUCGAAGGAGUGUAAAAAAUUGACUGAUCUUAUGGCAAAAUCUUGUUCAUGUCAGGAUGCAAACCUAGAAAGCACCGAAUUAGAGCUACUCAAGAAACGAUGCACCGAGCUGUUGGAUGAGCAGGAGGAGUUUAAGGUUCUUAUAAAGGAGCAAGCUGACCAAUUGGAAGAGUACCGAAACAAGUACAUUGAUGCUCAGCAAAAUGUCGAAGAACAGAAACUUCAAAUGAACAAAAUGGAAGUCACUAACAGACAGAUCGAAGAGCAGAUCAACAUUGAAGUUCAAAGGAUCAAGCUGAAGUUUCAGGAUAAACUACGUCAACUUGCGCCCUUUCCGCGGCUUCUGGAGGCCGAAGAACAGCGGGUACACGAUUUGAAGAAAUCAAACGAAAAACUGUUGGACGAACUGAAAAAAUCUGCCAGAGAAAUCAAAACUUUAGAACAUCGUCUGCACAAUGUACAUUCGUCACAAAACAGCGAGCUCGAAAAAGCACACGAGCUGCUCAAAGUUGAAGUGGGUCAGCUGACGGACCUGCUGCAAGAAGCAGAUAAAACCAAAUCGAAACUCGAGGAGAAGGUGGCUGCCGCGCAGAAGGAACUGGAUGAAGUACGCUCCGAAACAGCGAGAAUCAUUGCCAGGGCUCACGAUCGGGCCCAGGAAGAUCGAAAGAUGGCUCAAGCCAAGCAGCACGGUCUGGAGAAAGAACUGGCACAGUGUCGAGCGGCCGCUGCCGUUACCAUCGGGAAUCGGGACGAGGCUCUGCGUGAGAUGCAAGGUCAGAUAGGGGUGCUUUCCGCUAGCUUCGACGAUGCCCAGAUUCAGAUUCACUUAUUGCGCAAUCAGCUCACCUUCAUGCGAAAUGAACAGCAUGGGUCACGCAUUUGAAUGACGGAUUGUGGAAGGUUUUCGUUUUUGGUUGUCAUUAUUUUUUUGAAAUAAAUUUUUGUACUUGAUUAA